Molecule: messenger RNA, 802 nt
Organism: Trichosurus vulpecula (common brushtail)
Lineage: Eukaryota; Metazoa; Chordata; Mammalia; Diprotodontia; Phalangeridae
Gene: LIN7B
Product: lin-7 homolog B, crumbs cell polarity complex component
Exons: 6
Coding region: 42-665 (207 amino acids)
Biological process (GO): protein localization to basolateral plasma membrane; neurotransmitter secretion; maintenance of epithelial cell apical/basal polarity
Cellular component (GO): MPP7-DLG1-LIN7 complex; synapse; cell-cell junction
Molecular function (GO): L27 domain binding
Source: RefSeq, a predicted model, not a curated record
GGGUCCCGCGCGGGCGGGCGGGGCCCGGCGGAGGCGCAGACAUGGCCGCGCUCGCGGAGCCGCUGGGGCUGGAACGGGACGUGUCCCGGGCAGUGGAGCUCCUGGAGCGGCUCCAGCGCAGCGGGGAGCUACCCCCCCAGAAGCUGCAGGCCCUCCAGCGAGUCCUGCAGAGUCGUUUCUGCUCAGCCAUCCGAGAGGUGUAUGAACAACUCUAUGAUACUCUGGAUAUCACAGGCAGUGCAGAGAUCCGGGCUCAUGCCACAGCCAAGGCCACAGUAGCAGCCUUUGCUGCCAGUGAGGGCCAUGCCCACCCCCGAGUGGUGGAACUGCCCAGAACAGAUGAAGGCCUGGGCUUCAACAUCAUGGGAGGGAAAGAGCAGAACUCUCCCAUCUACAUCUCUCGAGUCAUUCCUGGUGGGGUGGCUGACCGACAUGGUGGCCUCAAGAGAGGGGACCAGCUACUCUCUGUCAAUGGAGUGAGUGUGGAAGGGGAGCAGCAUGAGAAGGCUGUGGAGCUGCUCAAGGCUGCUCAAGGCACCGUGAAGCUUGUUGUCCGGUACACACCUCGAGUCCUGGAAGAGAUGGAGGCCCGGUUUGAGAAGAUGCGCUCAGCUCGGCGGCGCCAACAGCACCAAAGCUACUCGUCCCUGGAGUCCCGAGGCUGAGAUCUCCUGGCUUGCCUCCUGUUCCUCAAACCUGGAUGAUGAACCAUCUUUCCCCCUUGCCCCAUUCUGGUCCCUCUGUACAGUAUUUAUUUGCCCAGUCCUUCCCUAGACCCUAUUUAAAGCUCUUCUUUCCCUGC